Messenger RNA from Australozyma saopauloensis, 1299 nucleotides. RefSeq names its product snoRNA-binding rRNA-processing protein. Gene Ontology annotation, cellular component: small-subunit processome; Pwp2p-containing subcomplex of 90S preribosome. The record is from RefSeq and is a predicted model, not a curated record. Lineage: Eukaryota; Fungi; Ascomycota; Pichiomycetes; Serinales; Metschnikowiaceae. Gene Ontology annotation, biological process: maturation of SSU-rRNA from tricistronic rRNA transcript (SSU-rRNA, 5.8S rRNA, LSU-rRNA). Gene Ontology annotation, molecular function: snoRNA binding; protein binding. The coding region runs from base 1 to 1299 and encodes 432 amino acids. The transcript has a single exon.
AUGUCGUCAAGCACUAGACAUUUAUUGGAGCAGUCCGUUGCAGAAUUAGAUGAUUUGCAGAAAAAGGGCCUCUUUGAGCGCAAAGAGAUCACCAUGAUCAUGCGUAGAAGAACCGAUUUCGAGCACAGAAUCUUGGGAAGAGGUGGAAAAGCCCGGGAUUUCUUGAAGUAUGCGGAGUUUGAGAUGAACUUGGAGAAGCUUCGUUUGAAACGUUUCCACAGACUUAGUCUGGUGGGAUUGGUGGACUUGAAGCCUAGCGUGUCUGACUGGGCUGGGUUCAAGAGAAUAGUGUACAUUUUCGAUAGAGCUACGAGAAGAUUUCCUGCUGACCUCGAUAUUUGGACUAGAUAUAUCCAAUUUGCGAAAGAAAAGGAUGCCAUCAAGAUUGUGUACCGUGUAUACGCAAAGCUCUUGCAAUUGCAACCACGUAAUGUGGAUGCUUGGAUUUCUGCUGCCAAGUACGAGUUCGAGACAAACUACAAUGCCAAAGGUGCUCGUGACUUGUUCCAACGUGCUUUGCGUUUGAACCCUGAAAACGAGAAGCUCUGGUUGACAUAUGCUCAGUUUGAGUUGACCUAUGUCUCCAAAUUGCUUGCAAGAAGAAAGGUUUUGGGUCUCAUGACUGAAAAACAGCAGCAAGAUGAUAUACAGGCACAGCGUAGUGAGUUAGAAUCACGUAUUGCCAAGAUGGAUGAAAUUGAUGAGGCCAAUGAUAAUGACGGUCUUGAAGCCAAUAAAGAUGUCAUCGGACUAGAUUCCGACAAGGACGCCAUGCAAAGCGAAUUGGCACAAUUGCCAGAAGCCGAUAUGAACGUUUUGGGUAAUCCCGACCUGAACCCUGUUCUUAAAGGUGACAUCGCCCUCACUGUUUUUGACUUGUGUGUGAGUGAAAUGAUGAAACAUGUUGACAGAGCAUCCAGAGAAGCGGAAACUUUCCGUAUUGCUGAAGACUUUUUCUCAAUGUUUUCCAAGUUUGACAACAUGAACAGAGACUACUUGAAUUACCAUGUCUUAGCAUACCUACAGACACAUUACUCUUCCAAUAUCAAGACUACUCUCAUUGACAUAACUUUGCCGCUCCGGAACGUCGCCGUUGGUGAUCAGAAUUUGGCAGAAGCUCUUCAAUUAUCUGUCAACAAAUACAUGGCCUACAAGCUGAAGCUCAAGAGCGCCUCUGAAAAAACUGAACUUUCCAACGUUUUCGUAGCUUACUUGAACGAGAAGUACGUCAACUCCGAGGAAAGUCGCUCAGAACAAGUCAAUGUGCUCUUGAAAGCUAUCAUUCAAAAAUGUCGCUAG